AUGGCUGAACAAUACGCAUAUCUCACUGGUGGCGCCAGCGGCAUUGGCAAAGCCGUGGCAGAAAUGCUCGUCAAGAACAACAUCAAAGUCUUCAUCGCCGACCGAGACAGCGACGGAGCCCAAAACCUUGCCGAUGAACUCAACAAGAACAAUAACGGCGCGGUCGCCAGUUCCGCGCAUGUCGAUGUCGCAAAUUGGAACUCCCAAGCCAAAGCAUUCAGCCAGGCUGUCGCUGACUUCGGUCGCAUUGACUACGUCUAUCCUAUAGCCGGCGUCGGAGAACGUCCCUGGCUCGUUAACGACCCUUCACAAUCCGGUUUCUCCAUGCCCGAUCUGUCUGUCCUUGACAUCGACUUGACCGGGGUCCUAUACACCGUUUCGCUAGCGAUCCAGCAAUUUAGAAAGCAGAAACAAGGCGAGCAUGGAUUCAGGGGAAAGAUCGUCACUGUGGCGAGCAUCUGUGGCAUUUACGCUGUCCCGACGGUGCCGGUAUACACGGCUGCAAAACAUGGCAUCGUAGGCUUCACACGGUCGUACGGGGCUCACCUUCCGACCGAGAAAAUCACGUUAAACGCAGUUUGCCCCAACAUCGUCCGCACCGGCAUCUCCACUGAGGCAUUCUACGAUCUUGCAGAGAAGCAGAAUCUCCUGGCGCCAAUCGAAGGUGUGGUUGAGACGUUUGAGAAGCUACUUGGUCCAAACCCUACGUCGGGAGAGUGCUUUGAAAUCGGACCAAAUUACAAGAAAACGGGAGCAGCUCCCAGAAAACAACCAGAAUAUCUGGACCCGGAGACCGAGACGUCUUGCGAUUUGAUCUAUCAGAGGUCACUUAAGCUUCAUCAACCUCGCUAGACGGUUAAAAGGAG
This is a messenger RNA of Exophiala viscosa, 866 nucleotides long. RefSeq names its product glucose 1-dehydrogenase. The record is from RefSeq and is a predicted model, not a curated record. NCBI's taxonomy places the organism in Eukaryota, Fungi, Ascomycota, Eurotiomycetes, Chaetothyriales, Herpotrichiellaceae. Bases 1 to 852 code for a protein of 283 amino acids. Gene Ontology annotation, molecular function: oxidoreductase activity, acting on the CH-OH group of donors, NAD or NADP as acceptor. Gene Ontology annotation, cellular component: cytoplasm. The transcript has 4 exons.